Messenger RNA from Drosophila simulans, 2083 nucleotides. RefSeq lists its product as uncharacterized. Lineage: Eukaryota; Metazoa; Arthropoda; Insecta; Diptera; Drosophilidae. The record is from RefSeq and is a predicted model, not a curated record. Bases 1494 to 1952 code for a protein of 152 amino acids. The transcript has 2 exons.
CGCUGUGUAGACUGUUAUCAGCUUAUGCAGUACAGGCCCAACUUUGAUGGGGGUUUUUGUUAACUUCUGUUAUCAUUAUUAAGUCCACUGAUAUAGUUGCUGAUUUCCAUUUUUGGGAGUCGUAAACGCGGAGUCAAAAACCAACGAACCCAAAGCAAAAGGGGUAAUAACCGACGAUAACCGAUGAUAAAGUUUUAAGCACUAGAAAUUGAUAAAUAUUUACGCAGUUGCCAAGUGAGAUCUGUGAAACGGAGGCAAUCGUUUCCUCUAGACGCUUCACGAGCCUGUUUGUUUACAAACAAAAAAAUCUCACCCAUAAUUUGCACAAUCGCCUUUAUUGGCAUUCGAUCUACUUCACAUAUGCAUAUGUUUACUUAUAUGCAUAUAGUACAUCCCGAAUGCUUCCGAUUCUCGAUCAUGGCAUUAUCUGCGAUCGUUCCAAGCUGAGUUGCCAGUUCAAGUGGCCAGCUCAGUCGGUUGGGAAGCCUGGAGCUGAGCAGAGCCCGGCCAAGUCAAGCAUAUGUAUCUAGAUCGCCAGCUGGAUAAACACGCUGUCAUCUAAACAGUUGGCCCAAUGUUUACUCGUGCGGGGAAAGCACCGCAGCUAUGGGGCUACAAAUGAAAGGGGUGUAUUGCCGAGAAGGUCGUUUUUUAUAAUUUUCAAGAUCGCCGUUUUGGGCCAGUAAACGGGGACUUUUCUGCAGCUAUCUCAAGUGUGCUCGUCAAGCAAAAGCAAGUUCAAGAAAAGCAAAAAUCGUAUGAAGCCCUGUUCGGUGCGAAGGUGUUAUAACGCCAAAUCGUGUGUAUUAUCAGAUAUGCCACGGCGCAGUUACAGCACACACAAAUGGAGAAAUUGUGCGAGCCCAGGAAAAAACCCCCCGAUCACAACCCGUAACCCAUCAAAACUGUUACCACCUGCAGCCACUAUCUAGCACGCGUCUAAUACCGGUACUAAAGCCCCACCGACAAAAAAAUCACCGAUGCCAGAUGUUUUAUCUUUCAUUAAGAUCGAGGCGUUGCUUUGUUGUUUUUCAUGUUCUGGAUCGAAAUAAAUGAAUGUUCUGACAGAUACUUUAACCAUUUUGAUGAUGGGGUUUUAAAGGCAUUAAGAUUUCAUAUGUGUCAGAUAACAAGAUAAUACAUUUAUUAUCAAUGUCAAAUAAUUAAAUUACCCAAUGCAAUUAUAAACAAAAUCAUAUCAUCACUAAUAGUUUGUAAAGUAAAUAUAUAAGAGAGCUAUAUAGGGCAGAACUUGUGAUCUGUAGAUAUAGAUUUUAAGUACACUCUUAAGAACCACCCUAACAUAUGAUAUUAACCAUUCACACAGAUUGUUAUAAACAAAAAGAACCCAUCUCUAUUUAAGUUUUGUUGAAGUGAGCUUUUCUUGGUGCUUAUUUCAUAAGUAAACAAAUAUAAAGCGCUCCCAUAACGAAAUCAUACUUUAAUAAAGUGUGUACCACACUCGCCAAUCGGUAGUAAAAAUAUAAACAAUUAUGAAUAAUAACUCGAAUGUUUUGACUAUUGGCACCGAGAGCACUGGAGAUUUAGAAAGCACAAAAGCACGUAAAGAGUACUCUGUGUCUGAUUUGGAGAAGCACUUGCAGAAAAUUCUACUCAAUGGCGGCAAACCAUUAGCAAAUGUUUGUGAUGAAGAAUCAGUCAGAUCAUUUUCGGCGAAAGAAAUCAAGAAGAACGGAUACUACUACGAGUUCGGUCCGGCUGAUAAGAUAAAUGGCUGGAUGGUAAGCGGACCUGCUUUUGAUGCCAAGGGCAUUCUGGGACGAUUAAAGAAGGUGAUCGGCAAGGAGCACUGGAUAUCCGACAACGUUGCUAAGUAUCCAAAGGAUUCGAGGAACUUCAUAAUCGAAACCGUUUUCAGCACUAUGGAUGAAGAAAGCUCAGAUAUUUACUCGUAUUUGUGUUAUCUAAACGAAAACACUAAGAGGAGGUGAACUUUAUAACAUCGUUUAUUUGCCAUUCGCCGUUGUUUAUAAACAAAAUCAGCCCAUCACUAAUUUAGAGCUUUUGAGGGAACUUUUACCCGAAAUGAUUUCAUUAGUAAAUAAAUAAAAGAACUGCACAC